Molecule: messenger RNA, 2169 nt
Organism: Hansenula ciferrii
Lineage: Eukaryota; Fungi; Ascomycota; Saccharomycetes; Phaffomycetales; Wickerhamomycetaceae
Product: DNA-directed RNA polymerase II subunit
Exons: 1
Coding region: 1-2169 (722 amino acids)
Source: RefSeq, a predicted model, not a curated record
AUGUGUUACGUUUUCCCAACUAAUACUCCACGGAACCCAAACAAUGCUGCUAAUGGUGAUUUCGUUGAAAGCUUCAAUGGUUUAAAAGCACCACAACCAUAUAUCGGUAAUAGAUUGGCCAUUGGUGAUGAUGGUGGUGGAUUACAACUUGUCGAAACUCCUGAGUUGAAAAUCACAUGUCCACAUUAUUCAGAAACUGAUCAUGAUCGUGCUUGUCUUGCUAGUUUUGCAUAUGAUGAAAAUUCUCAAUAUCCAUUUGCAGAAUAUAUCACUCAUUUUUACCAAUUUCAUGCGUUAUAUAAAGAGAAGCUAUCAAAUAGAAUUUCUUGGAGUGAUAUCUGUAUUAAUGCUUUUCAAAAACUAAACAGAUAUACUGAUGAUAUUGAACAGUUCAAAGCAGAUUACAAUUCAGUUACAGGUUUGAAUUCAGAAGAUGCUGGUAUUGGUGAAAAUCCAUUAUUAAACGAUUAUCAUUACCCUUGUAAUGUUGCUUUAAUCAAGGACGAACCAGCUAAUCCAAGAACAAAGGACUCAAUGGGAUUUUACUCACUUUUGUGUCCAUUCUGUACUCCAAUUUUCAACUGUCAAAAGAAGAACAUUAACACUUUUUUCGAUGUCGCCAACGGUGAUUAUGAGAGACAUUUGAGAGAACAUCAUGGUUUUUAUACAAAUGGUCAAAAAGCUCCACAACCAUAUAUUGGUGAUACAUUGAUCUUUAGAGAUGAUGGUAAUGGAUUACCAGUUAAUGAAAAACCUGAAUUGACAGUCACUUGUCCUUAUCAUUUAGAUUCUGAUCAUAGACAAGCAUGUCUUGCAAGUUUUUCAUUUAAUAAGGAUUCACAAGCUCCAUUCGCUGAAUAUUUCACUCAUUUCUAUCAAAGUCAUGUGUUACAUAAGGAAGAACCAUCAUGGACAGCACGUUAUAGAGCAAUGUAUUUUGCCAAUGGUGAUGGUUCUGGUGAAAAAUAUGAUACUAAUUAUUUCAUCCCACUUAACCCAGGUUUACAUAUGAUUGCAUACACAGAUGUAUUAGAAACCAUUGGCCAUAUACAACCAUUUGCUUUACCACCAUGGGAUGUUAUCCGAAAAUACAUGGAAAGAAGUCCAAAUCCAUCGUAUGUUCAUCCUUUUGUUUCUCAAGACCUUAUGGUUGAGAUUUAUGAAGAGCUUUUAUCAAUGAGUUUAACUUUACCAUUCCAAGAUUCUGAUGUUGAAUCAGAUUCUGAUGAAGAAGAAGUUUCACUCUGGGAUGAAACAGAAUUACCUGAGCUGGCUGAUGAAGAAGAAACUUUGGUUGAUGAAGAUGAAUUUGCAUUAAUUGAAGGUCCUUUAACUGGUACCUUAUCAGCUACCUUAUCACCAAUGUUUUCACCUUUCUUUCAAAGACCUCCAAUUGAACUUGCUCCUUUAAUACCAAUGUUCAGAAAUCUCAAUCAAAUGCAAGCUCCAAUGCCUGCUCCGAUGUUUGAACCUUUCAACCCAAUGCCAGCUCCAAUGCCCAUUCCAAUGUUUGGACCUUACAAUCCAAUGCCAGUUCCAUUACCAGCUCCAAUGCUUGGACCUUUCAAUCCAAUGCCAGUUCCAUUGCCAGCUCCAAUGCUUGGACCUUUCAAUCCAAUGCCAGUUCCAUUGCCAGCUCCAAUGCCAGCUCCAAUGUUUGGACCUUUCAAUCCAAUGCCAGUUCCAUUGCCAGCUCCAAUGCCAGCUCCAAUGUUUGCACCUUUUAAUCCAAUGAUGCCAAUGCCAGCUCCAAUGUUUGCACCUUUCAACCCAGCUCCAAUGUUUGCACCUUUUAAUCCAAUGAUGCCAAUGCCAGCUCCAAUGUUUGGGCCUCCUAUGCAAAAUGAUCCAUUUAUGAGACCAAAUUCUCCAAUAGAUCCACCAGCAGCUGAAAACAUUGUCAAUGAUCCUCCUGUUCCUGCUACUUCUUUUAAUACAGAUCUAGAAGAAAUUGAAAAAUCUGGAAAUAAAGAUGAAGAAGAAGUGUCACCAGAAAUCACAAUGGAUCAAAUCCAGUUGAUAUGGAAACAGGAGGAUCUUGAGGAAGAAAAAUGUUUUUCAGAGGAUAAUGAAUAUUAUGGAGUUGAAAUUCGUAAUCAUAGAAAAGGGAAAGAAAGAAAAAGCCAUAGAAAGUCCAGGAGAAUUGACAAAAGGUUUAAAGUGAAUUAA